UCUUUAUCAAGUUCAUAUUAAUGAAUUUCGUAAAAUGAUUCAUCAAAUUAAUUCUAAUGAUUGGGAUAAAACUGCAAAACCUUUUAUUUCUGAAACUCUUUCAAAAGUUUUAAAUGAAGAAAAUCAGGUAAUUAAAGGAUCAACACAGGAAUUUGAAAAAUUAAAAGAAAUUGAAGAAGAGCGGCUUAAAAGAUUUGAAGAAAAAUUUAAAACAAUUGAAGAAGACCGAAUUAAAAGAAUAGAAGACUUAAUUUUAGAUUUAAAAGAUUU
Messenger RNA from Dentiscutata heterogama, 270 nucleotides. NCBI's taxonomy places the organism in Eukaryota, Fungi, Glomeromycota, Glomeromycetes, Diversisporales, Gigasporaceae. The record is from the annotation of a GenBank genome assembly.